Molecule: messenger RNA, 3429 nt
Organism: Nasonia vitripennis (jewel wasp)
Lineage: Eukaryota; Metazoa; Arthropoda; Insecta; Hymenoptera; Pteromalidae
Gene: Ubi-p63E
Product: polyubiquitin-A
Exons: 2
Coding region: 594-3335 (913 amino acids)
Biological process (GO): modification-dependent protein catabolic process; protein ubiquitination
Cellular component (GO): cytoplasm; nucleus
Molecular function (GO): protein tag activity; ubiquitin protein ligase binding
Source: RefSeq, a predicted model, not a curated record
GGAGGUUAUUUCGAUUGAUAUUUCUCGAUUAUUGGAUGCUUUGUGAUCAGUUCUUUUAAUAAGUAUAUGUACGUACACCGUUUUCAUCUUCAAAAGUGGUAUUUCUAUAAGCGAGAAAGCGUCCAAUUGUGAAACUCGGAAUUCGCACUUGCGUCCUAUAUAAGGAUGUUAGUAAAUUCAGGUCAAAGACUAAUCUGUCAAGGCUGCCUCACUACUCGAUGUGUGGCCAUUUUCUAUUGCAUGUAGCAGUUGAAAGUUGUUGGUUUGAACGCGAAUUGGAAACAUCGAUUCUUUGCAUAGGCCGCAACGGAGACAGCUGAUUUUCUUUGUUUCGUGUUGAUGCUGGGCAGAGAGCGGAGCGACGCCAUUACGGGAUUUCGGUCGACUAACUGUUUUUCGAAAUUGUGUACGCUUUUUAAGCUUGUUACCUCUUUAGAAUUUAAAAAUUUUCGUGUCAGCAACACAGAAAAAAUAGAAUAUACUUCGAUCGUUGUUAAAAUACUAGAUAAGUUAAUUGACAAGACUAACGUAAGAACAACGUUUAGUGGAAAAGAGAAAGUCAUCCUGCGAGUAGUUCGAUACUUUAUACAAACAUGCAGAUUUUCGUGAAAACCCUGACUGGGAAGACCAUCACCCUCGAGGUUGAGGCUUCCGACACUAUCGAGAAUGUCAAGGCCAAGAUCCAAGAUAAAGAAGGCAUUCCCCCAGACCAGCAGAGGUUGAUCUUCGCUGGCAAGCAGCUCGAGGAUGGACGUACUCUGUCCGACUAUAAUAUUCAAAAAGAAUCUACCCUUCAUCUGGUUCUUCGUCUUAGAGGAGGCAUGCAGAUCUUUGUUAAGACCUUGACCGGCAAGACCAUCACCCUUGAGGUUGAGGCUUCUGACACUAUUGAGAAUGUCAAGGCCAAGAUUCAAGACAAAGAGGGCAUUCCCCCAGACCAGCAGAGGUUGAUCUUCGCUGGUAAGCAGCUCGAGGAUGGACGUACUCUGUCCGACUACAAUAUUCAAAAAGAAUCUACACUUCACUUGGUCUUGCGUUUGAGAGGAGGCAUGCAAAUUUUUGUUAAGACGCUUACUGGCAAAACAAUUACUCUGGAAGUCGAAGCUUCUGAUACGAUUGAGAAUGUCAAGGCUAAAAUUCAAGACAAAGAAGGUAUUCCUCCAGAUCAGCAGAGGCUGAUUUUUGCUGGUAAGCAACUCGAAGAUGGACGCACAUUGUCUGACUACAACAUUCAAAAGGAAUCCACACUUCACCUUGUACUUCGACUUCGCGGUGGUAUGCAGAUCUUCGUUAAGACACUCACGGGUAAAACCAUCACACUUGAAGUCGAGGCUUCCGACACGAUCGAAAAUGUGAAGGCUAAAAUUCAGGACAAAGAGGGAAUCCCACCAGACCAGCAGAGGUUGAUCUUCGCUGGAAAACAAUUAGAGGAUGGUCGCACAUUGUCAGACUAUAACAUUCAAAAAGAAUCCACGCUGCAUCUGGUAUUGCGACUUCGUGGAGGUAUGCAAAUCUUCGUAAAGACUUUGACUGGUAAGACCAUUACCCUUGAAGUUGAAGCCUCCGACACAAUUGAAAACGUAAAGGCUAAGAUCCAAGACAAGGAAGGUAUUCCCCCAGAUCAGCAGCGUUUAAUCUUUGCUGGAAAGCAACUCGAGGAUGGGCGAACUUUGUCCGAUUACAACAUUCAGAAAGAGUCUACUCUCCACUUGGUACUUCGACUUCGUGGAGGUAUGCAGAUCUUCGUCAAGACCUUGACCGGCAAAACCAUCACUUUAGAAGUCGAGGCUUCCGAUACCAUCGAAAACGUCAAAGCCAAGAUUCAGGAUAAGGAAGGUAUCCCUCCAGACCAGCAGAGGUUGAUUUUCGCUGGAAAGCAACUCGAAGAUGGCCGUACUCUGUCCGAUUACAACAUUCAGAAAGAGUCCACUCUUCAUUUGGUCUUGAGACUUAGGGGAGGCAUGCAAAUCUUCGUAAAGACUCUGACUGGUAAGACUAUUACCCUCGAAGUUGAAGCCUCUGACACCAUCGAGAACGUAAAGGCUAAGAUCCAAGACAAGGAAGGUAUUCCCCCGGACCAGCAGCGUUUGAUUUUCGCUGGAAAGCAGCUCGAAGAUGGUCGUACUCUGUCCGACUACAAUAUCCAGAAAGAGUCUACUCUCCACUUGGUACUUCGACUUCGUGGAGGUAUGCAGAUCUUCGUCAAGACCUUGACCGGCAAAACCAUCACUUUAGAAGUCGAGGCUUCCGAUACCAUCGAAAACGUCAAAGCCAAGAUUCAGGAUAAGGAAGGUAUCCCUCCAGACCAGCAGAGGUUGAUUUUCGCUGGAAAGCAACUCGAAGAUGGCCGUACUCUGUCCGAUUACAACAUUCAGAAAGAGUCCACUCUUCAUUUGGUCUUGAGACUUAGGGGAGGCAUGCAAAUCUUCGUAAAGACUCUGACUGGUAAGACUAUUACCCUCGAAGUUGAAGCCUCUGACACCAUCGAGAACGUAAAGGCUAAGAUCCAAGACAAGGAAGGUAUUCCCCCGGACCAGCAGCGUUUGAUUUUCGCUGGAAAGCAGCUCGAAGAUGGUCGUACUCUGUCCGACUACAAUAUCCAGAAAGAGUCUACUCUCCACUUGGUACUUCGACUUCGUGGAGGUAUGCAGAUCUUCGUCAAGACCUUGACCGGCAAAACCAUCACUUUAGAAGUCGAGGCUUCCGAUACCAUCGAAAACGUCAAAGCCAAGAUUCAGGAUAAGGAAGGUAUCCCUCCAGACCAGCAGAGGUUGAUUUUCGCUGGAAAGCAACUCGAAGAUGGCCGUACUCUGUCCGAUUACAACAUUCAGAAAGAGUCCACUCUUCAUUUGGUCUUGAGACUUAGGGGAGGCAUGCAAAUCUUCGUAAAGACUCUGACUGGUAAGACUAUUACCCUCGAAGUUGAAGCCUCUGACACCAUCGAGAACGUAAAGGCUAAGAUCCAAGACAAGGAAGGUAUUCCCCCGGACCAGCAGCGUUUGAUUUUCGCUGGAAAGCAGCUCGAAGAUGGUCGUACUCUGUCCGACUACAAUAUCCAGAAAGAGUCUACUCUCCAUCUGGUACUACGACUUCGUGGCGGUAUGCAGAUCUUCGUGAAGACUUUGACCGGCAAAACCAUCACACUUGAAGUCGAGGCCUCUGAUACGAUCGAAAAUGUCAAGGCUAAAAUCCAGGACAAAGAGGGAAUCCCGCCAGACCAGCAGCGUUUAAUCUUUGCCGGAAAACAAUUGGAAGAUGGUCGUACGCUCUCCGACUACAAUAUCCAGAAAGAGUCGACUCUCCACUUGGUCUUACGUCUUAGGGGUGGAAAUUAAUAUAAACAUACUAAUUCCUAUCAUGUGAUAUUAUUUUAGUUGUACCAAAUGAAAGUUUAUAAAUAAAUUGAAUUUUUUAUUUGCAUCUUAAAAA